AUGUCGUCGUACUUUUCCAGUUCAAGCACAGGCAGCAGCACCUACGCGAAUUCAAUGAGUACCGACUCAGAUACCUGGUCUCGUCAUAGUGCGAUGAUCCCACGUCAGCCGCCGAUAUAUGGGACCUCUGGCGAAUCUCCGGUGAUCUACCAGCCAAGCACAAAACCUUUUCCGUCCCCACCAAGGCUUGAACCAGGCUCGAUACACUCGCAAAUCCCAACGUCAAGGCCACCAAAACUUGCACCGCCUGAUUUUGACUUCUCUUUCCCUCGUGGGUCUAUCCCAGUGUCUUCACCGGGAACCAUGUCUCUCUCCCCAAGAGGACCCUUGCCACCCCCAACGCCAAUGUAUCGAGAGUUGAAUCACCCUGCUCGCCUCCCAGUCGACUCUCUUGCACGGGAUUACGGUUUUGAGAGGCCAUCUGAGAGUGCGGAGUACCUCAUUGAACGGAAAGGUCGCCGUACCGCAGACAAGUACAAAGGAACCGUUCGAUAUCACUCGCAGAGACGUUCCUCGAACCGUGACGAGUUUGAUGGACCUCAUCAGUUCCUAGACCCGCCCUCUCCGCAAGUGAUUGCGGAACAAGGACGAGAUUUACCCCAUCUUCCUACUAAUCUUGAUGUCUCAGAACAAGAUCGAAUCUUGGCCUCGGUGAACGACCGGCUUUCACAGUGUGCGUUUGAUUUCUUUGGGAAGUACCGAUUCCCCAUUCCGAUCGAGCCAGACAAGAGAGAGGUGAGGGUCCCAUCGGACCGUGAGUGGACUGAGUGGGUGUAUCUCCUCAGAAGGCUAGCCACAAAGCGCCGCAUACCCGCCAGGGUGCUCUACAAUGGACAGAUAAAACAACUAGUUACGGUGUUGGAGAAUUCUCUGGAAAUGAGACACGCUGCCAAGCACCAGUCACGACCCAUCAAGGAUGACCGAAAUGUCCUCCAGCUCAUCUCUGCCGGGACCCAAGUGGCUAAGAUCCUUAAAGAUGCCAGUGCCGUGGAAUAUCUUGACCGCCUCUAUUCGGAUACUGAGAAACGCAUCCAGGAAAGGCGUAGCCGCCGGGUCAAGUUUGCCACACCUUGA
Aspergillus nidulans FGSC A4 is the source of this 1074-nucleotide messenger RNA. RefSeq lists its product as uncharacterized. Bases 1 to 1074 code for a protein of 357 amino acids. The record is from RefSeq and is a predicted model, not a curated record. Lineage: Eukaryota; Fungi; Ascomycota; Eurotiomycetes; Eurotiales; Aspergillaceae. The transcript is spliced from 3 exons.